GUAUCAAAAAUUAAAGAAGAAAAAAGAACAGAGAAAAAAAUGGGAGAUCAGUUAGCGAAAGGAGAAGAAUUCGUGAAGAAAGCAGAGAAAAAGCUAAAUGGUUGGGGCUUGUUUAGUUCUAAAUAUGAAGACGCCGCCGAUUUAUUUGAUAAAGCUGCUAAUUGCUUCAAGCUUGCCAAAUCAUGGGACAAAGCUGGAUCAACUUAUGUAAAGUUGGCGAAUUGCCAUUUGAAAUCAGACAGCAAGCAUGAAACAGCUCAAGCUUAUGUUGAUGCUGCUCAUUGUUAUAAGAAAACAGCUACAAAGGAGGCUAUAUCUUGCUUGCAGCAAGCAGUGAACUUGUUUUGUGAUAUUGGAAGGCUAAGCAUGGCUGCAAGGUAUUAUAAGGAAAUUGCUGAAUUAUACGAGUCUGAACAGAACAUUGAGCAGGCCAUGGAUUAUUUUGAAAAGGCUGCUGAUUUCUUCCAAAAUGAAGACGUGUCUUCUUCUGCCAAUCAAUGCAAGCAGAAAGUUGCACAAUUUGCUGCUCAGAUAGAACAAUACCAGAAAGCCAUUGAGAUAUAUGAAGAGAUAGCGCGGCAAUCACUUACCAAUAACUUGCUGAAGUAUGGAGUUAAAGGUCAUCUUCUUAAUGCUGGCAUUUGUCAACUCUGCAAAGGUGAUGUUGUAGCAAUCACCAAUGCGUUAGAGCGAUAUCAGGAUCUGGAUCCAACUUUUUCUGGAACGCGAGAGAAUAAAUUAUUGGCUGACAUUGCUUCUGCUAUUGACGAGGAAGAUGUCUCAAAGUUUACGGAAGUUGUCAAGGAAUUUGAUAGCAUGACCCCAUUGGAUUCUUGGAAGACAACCCUUUUACUUCGAGUGAAAGAAAAGCUGAAAGCUAAAGAACUGGAAGAAGAUGAUCUUACCUAAAAGAGCUUUGCGUCGUGAGAGUUGCCUAUGUUUCUCAGUUUUUCAUUUUAAUGGUGGUUGCUUUGUUUUAUGUGUCUGUGUGCAAUUAUACUCCGUAUACUCUCCCUUAUAACAAUUAUUUCCGGAAAUGUUUCACUUGUUUGGCCUUAAAUUUGAUGAUUUACGCUGAUGAUGAUUAUACA
This is a messenger RNA of Gossypium raimondii (Peruvian cotton), 1091 nucleotides long. RefSeq names its product alpha-soluble NSF attachment protein 2. The transcript has 9 exons. Gene Ontology annotation, molecular function: syntaxin binding; soluble NSF attachment protein activity. Lineage: Eukaryota; Viridiplantae; Streptophyta; Magnoliopsida; Malvales; Malvaceae. The coding region runs from base 40 to 909 and encodes 289 amino acids. Gene Ontology annotation, biological process: SNARE complex disassembly; intracellular protein transport. Gene Ontology annotation, cellular component: vacuolar membrane; SNARE complex. The record is from RefSeq and is a predicted model, not a curated record.